Molecule: messenger RNA, 946 nt
Organism: Pseudo-nitzschia multistriata
Lineage: Eukaryota; Bacillariophyta; Bacillariophyceae; Bacillariales; Bacillariaceae
Source: the annotation of a GenBank genome assembly
AAUCAUUUCAUUCGAUACUUGCGAUACACCGGAUGGAGUCUGGGGCACUCGCAUAAGCUAUCAAYUAAAGCAUUGCAAUGUACAGCGCAUACAAUAGAAUGAGGCGUAACUURAAAUGUUCGUCAAUSUUYCAGCUGGUCGUGAUUGUUGCGCCUGUGAUAGCGCUGCAACUUAUUCUCGUGACCCAGCGUCUCGACGGAGUCGUUGGUGUCGGCGUCGACGAUCACCAACAUUUGUACACGGAUAGCUUUCCUAGGAACGAUGAGUACAACUUAAUGGCCCUGGAACCGGAAACACCCUUUGGAACCCCAUACGGCGGCUUCAGCAGAGCUACGGCCAGCCGACUGGCCGCUUUGCCCUUGAAACUUCCUUCUAUAUCCAAAGUAGAGAAAGGGGAGAACGACCAGGACGACGAGGAUGACGGCGAGUUUGAUCCUAUGUAUACAACUGUGMGAGAUAAUGCCGGCCGUGCCUUUGCCUGCCGGAUAUUUCUGGAAGACGAACUGAAAGCAAGCAGUCUCGGAGAUAGUAUGUUCGACACUCCAAUACUGAAAGAGAAACCCAACAGCAGCAGCAAAGAAUCAUCSCCGUCGGAAGAACGCAACGAGGAAACCAGUGGAUCGGAGCAAGCUGACCCUUCCGCUUCUCAAAGUCUCUCCGAGAUUGGGUUCGACCCUGUAAUGGUAGGGCAUACAAUUCACCAGCGGUUGAAAAAAUUAACUGGUUUGUGCGCCCAGUUACAYCCCCCUGGUUGGUGGAGYUAUGAGUGGUGCCACCAAGAAAACAUUAAGCAAUUCCACGUCAAAGUUCUCCAAUCAAACGGCAAGGCACAAAAAUUUGAACUCGAAGGCAUAACCAAUCUCGGAAGCUUAUCUGAAAGGAGAAUCCAAGUCGUAAAUGAGGACGACGAUGAUGAUACGAACGACAAUGAAGAUGAAACUGACCU